AUGUCUGUAGGAAAGCUAAAGCAGACAAGAAAGGGGCCUUACAAAGUAAAGCCUGGUCCUAGACUUGGAGAAUCGCAAAGGAAAGUGAAGUCCUCAGCUCAGAUAAAGCGCGGGAGAAUACACCUCACAUGUGCUGACUGGCUUGAGGUUCUUAACUUCCGAGAUGACCACCCAAAUUUUACUCAAGGAGAAAUCGUUAAGUACUUCAGUACUCGUUACAAUCGUACCCUUGUCUUCACUCAAUCUUCUCUCUGUCGAAACAUUGCCCGCCGUCAAGAGCUUGAGUCUCGCGCAAAAAAAACCCCUACUGCCCUCUCAAGUAAACGUCCUCAUAUCGUUGCAAAUCCACAAGUCGAACAGGCUCUAGUCAUGUGGCAGCAGUCUAUGGAAGCAAGAAACGAACUUGUUAACGGAGCAAUGCUCAUUGAAAAACGGGCCCGCUUCGAAAACGCAUUCAAUGUCCCUCAGGAAGAACGCUUGACCAUUCUUGAAUUUUAUUCUUCACCGUGUCGAUUGUAUCUGACGACUCGACUUCAAUGGCAUCUUAUUCUUCACCGUGUCAAUCGUAUCGGACGACUCGACUUCGAUGGCAUCUUAUUCUUCACCGUGUCAAUCGUAUCGGACGACUCGACUUCGAUGGCAUCUUAUUCUCACCGUGUCAAUCGUAUCGGACGACUCGACUUUCGAUGGCAUCUUAUUCUUCACCGUGUCAAUCGUAUCGGACGACUCGACUUCGAUGGCAUCUUAUUCUUCACCGUGUCAAUCGUAUUGGACGACUCGACUUCGAUGGCAUCUUAUUCUUCACC
This is a messenger RNA of Fomitiporia mediterranea MF3/22, 806 nucleotides long. RefSeq lists its product as uncharacterized. The transcript has 2 exons. The record is from RefSeq and is a predicted model, not a curated record. The annotation marks the transcript as partial. NCBI's taxonomy places the organism in Eukaryota, Fungi, Basidiomycota, Agaricomycetes, Hymenochaetales, Hymenochaetaceae.